Messenger RNA from Plasmodium vinckei vinckei, 3171 nucleotides. RefSeq names its product conserved Plasmodium protein, unknown function. The transcript is spliced from 3 exons. The coding region runs from base 1 to 3171 and encodes 1056 amino acids. Lineage: Eukaryota; Apicomplexa; Aconoidasida; Haemosporida; Plasmodiidae. The record is from RefSeq and is a predicted model, not a curated record.
AUGAAAAUGGAAAACAAUUUUUCAAGUGCAUCCUCAAGCCACCAACAUGAGGACAGUGAAGAGACAGUUGUAAGUACAACUAAAAAUGUUGAUAUGCAUUAUACAUCCAAUGUUAAUAAAAUAAAUGAAUAUAUUGAAAAGUUAGAUAUGCUAGAUAAUAAUUUGGAUUUAAAAAUAACUUUAAAUCAACAGAAGGAAAAAGAAAAUUUUAUAAACAAUAUUGACAACAUAAAUAUCUAUAUAAAAAAACAUAUGUCAUUUAAAAAAAAAUUAAAUGAAAUAAAUAAAUCUUUUAAAAAAAACUGUAAUUAUGAUGCAUUUUCUAAAAUUGAAAGUGUGUAUAAAACUAUAUCAAAUAUAAAUUCGUCCUAUGAAUUUAUUAUAUUAAAAAUACAAAUUGAAGAUUAUAUAAAUAAAAUCGAAGAAAAUUUAAAAAUAGAUAAUUACAUUGGUACUAUUCCAUUUUUAAAAUCAUUUUUAGAAAUCCGUAAAAAUAUAUUUAAAUAUAAUUCAUUAUAUUUUCUAAGUCUUAAUGAAAAAAAAUAUGAGCAAAAAUUUUCCAACUUUUUAAGUGACGAAGAUAAGACUAUUCAAAAUGAUAUAACAGAUUAUGUUAAUUAUAAAAGACCUUCUAUUUUUCAAAAUUAUUUAGAUAAAAAAAAAACACAUGAACAUGUUCAGGCAUAUACACAAAUGUAUGAAAUGAAUAAAGACAAAAUAGAUUUGCUUAACAGGUAUUACAACUUGGUGAAAGAAAUAAUAGAAGAUGAAAUAAUUGAACUGAUUAAAAAGAAAGAUAUCGACAAUGUAAAGGAUAAAAUAAAUAUUUACUUGAGCUUGUUUACAACACAAAAUGAAAAAAAGAUGGAAGUCAAAACAGGUAGCAUAGAUAAUGCAGAAGCAAAAAAGAAUUCUAACGAAACCCCUUUUGAAGAUAGUGAAAAUAAUAAACAAAAUGAUAAUUUGCAUUAUAGCAGUAAUGACAGUGAUAAAGAAUAUGACAAACAUGAGGAAGUAGGUAAUGGUGAAAAUGGUUUAUUAAGAGAGGAGGAUGAAAGUGAUAAUGAUUCAUCAGAUAAAUGCAAUAAAAUUGAAAAUAAAAAUGAAAUAGAUGAUUAUUUAAUAUAUUAUGAUGAAUAUUUAUUCGUAUGUGUAAUUAUAUUUACACUUGUAGAAAUAGAAAUAGAUAAAAUAAUAGAUCUAUUAAAAAAAAAAAUAGUUAGUAGUGAAGAUAAUGUAUAUAUUGAAUGUAUAAAAAAUUGUUAUAGCUGUUUAUAUAAAUAUAAUAUAUAUUUUGAAAAGCUAGUUAAAGACAAUUUAAUAUAUAUUAUAUAUAAUAGAAAAAUCGAACUAAUAUAUAAUAAAAUAAUUAGUGUAAUAUUCCGUACCUUUUGCUAUCAAGUUAAAUUGUGUAUAAAUACUUUUGAUGAGUUAAAGGAUUAUGAUAAAAAUAUAGAAAUAUUAUCAUUACUAUGUUAUAAUUUUGUUAAUAUAAAAAUAUAUUUACACGAUUUAUAUAAUAAUAAAUUUCAAAAAUUAAACAACAUAUUUGAUAUAAAAAAUUAUAUAAAUACAAAUAUAUAUUCAAAUAUAAAUGGUAUAUAUAAAAAUAUCCCCUAUAUAAAUAUUAUACAAGAUUCUAUAUGUUCUUAUAUAGAUCAUGAAAUUUUAUUUUCAAGACAUUGCAUUAAUAAAGCAUUUAUUUUGACAGAUGAUAUUAUGCUAUCUCUAAUUGAUGAUGGUAAUAAUAAAACAUCUGAACCAUAUAAUCAAAAUAUUUCGACAUAUAAUGAUGAAAUAUAUAGUAUUAACAGUGCAGGUAAUAAUAAUGAAUAUACCUCAACUUUUUUAGAAGACUCUUUUUUUAUUUUUCAAAAAUCUGUUUGUAGAAGUAUAAACAUGAAUGAUAUUAAUAUCAUAUGUGUUUUAAUAAAUAAUAUUAUGAUAAUAAUUUCUACUACUUUAAAAGAAUACCUAACAGAUAAUAUAAAAACAAGUAAAAAUAUAUAUUCUUCAUUUAUUCAUGAUAUUAAUAAUUUAAAAAAUUUUUCAUUUAAAAAAUUGUUAAAAAGUAUAGACAGUAAUAAUUAUACAGAAAAUAGUAAAAGUAAUAAGACAGUACAAAUAGCCCAAAAUUUUGUAACAUCAUUAAGUUAUAUUAGUUCAGAAAAUAAUAACAAUGAAGAUGAUAAAAAAAAUAACUUCCCUAAUUUUAAUAGUAAUGAUAUUUCAAACAAUUCAUAUACUACACAAUAUGGUCUAAAUAAUGCUUCAGACAAUUUGUUUACUGGUCGAUCUUGUAAUAAUACAAAUAUCGAUGAUAUUUACAACUAUUUAACUCAGGAUAAUUAUAAUAAUUUAUAUAAUCCAUUAAAUAAUAAUCAUGAUAAUAUAGAAAAUCAAAUUAUUAAUUCAAAAUUUAGUUAUCCUCAUUGUAUUAAUAAUAUUGAGGCAUGCCAUCAAUAUAUACAAAAAUAUAAAAUUUUUAUUCAUGAUUAUUUUUCCGAGCGAUUUUUACAAAAUGAUAUAUCGCAAAAAAAAAAAACACAAAAUUAUUUACUUAUGUUUAAUAAUGCAUUGACUAAUUAUGACAACAUUUUAAAUGAUUAUGAAAAAUUAAAUAUAGAAAAUUGUAAAAAUUUAUUAAACAUUUUAAAAAUACAUUUUGUCUCUCAAUUAGUAGUAAUCGAAAAUAUCAACUUUGACAUAUCUAGCGAACAAUAUUCUUAUUAUCAAUUAAAUGACCCAUACAUACAUAACUUAAUAGUUAAAAUUAAAUUAAUUUUACAUCAUAUAUCUCUUUAUUUUAAUCAAAAUAUUUAUCACAUAAUUGUAAACAUGCUGGCUGAAAAGAUUUGCAAGUAUAUUGAACGGAUUGUAAUGACAAAAAAAUUCAGCCUUUAUGGGUGUGUGCAAAUAGAUAACGACAUAAGAAAUCUUAUGCUCUUUUUUACUUCAGUAACAAGUAUUAAUAUAAAAAAGCAAUUUUUAAAAUUAUUGGAAAUUUGUGAACUAUUAAAUAUAAAUGAUUUACAAGACUUUAAAGAUUUUUAUGAUGAAAAUAAAAAUAACUUAAGUACAAAUGAAAUUGAAAAUAUAAUAUCACUUAGAAAUGACAUUCCUGAUGAUUUUUUAAAAUCAAUUAAGCUAUAUAUGAAUUUGAAGAUUUAG